AUGGUUGCCUGCGAUGCUAUUGCUGGUGUCUGCUUGAUCACAGCGAGCACAGCAUCGGUGCCUUUCACCACGCACACAUCCUUCCAGCUCACCCAAUCAGCAUCACCCCACUCUUCCGCCACAGGUAUCCAGAUUCCAGACUUAUCUCACCAGAUUACAGGAUCGAUGCGUUACAGUGCCACAUUCAAAUUUAUCGUCGUCAAAGCGGCUCUGGAUGGAUUUUCACUAGUAGAAAUCAACGAACGACAUGGAUCGACUGUUAUGGUCUGUGAUCCAAAUACUUAUCAAGUUCGGGGUCGGCCUUUGGCUCUCAGCAAUGAGGAACGGACAUAUCUACGUGAAUUGAUUGCCGAAAACCCAGCUGUCUACCUCGAUGAAAUUCAAACUCGACUGUUGGAAGAGCACGGCACCCAUAUCUUGCUGCAGACGAUUUCAAACGAGUUACACCAACGGCUUCGUCUGAGCCGCAAAUCAAUCCGGAGAGUUCAUCCCAGCCAGAACAUCAAUCGGCGUAUGGAGUACAUCUUAAUGAUAGCUCACCACAACCCAUCAACCCUGGUAUUCACAGAUGAAUGCGGUAUCUGCCUUGAUGGCAUUGUUCGAACUAGAGGAUGGGCUCCUGUUGGUGAAAGGACAGCUCGCAUCCCGACCUCACGUGCCACACAUCGCUUCAAUGUGGUCCCAGCCAUUGGUUUAAAUGGACUGGUUGCUGUGUUAGUUCAGGAGGAGAAUAUGUAUUGGUUUGACUUCGAGUACUACUUGGAGAACAUCCUCCUCCCGAUGAUGCAUCCAUUUCCAGGACCUCAAAGUGUCCUGGUCUUGGACAACUCAUCUAUUCACCACGGUGGGCGGAUCAAUGCGAUAAUCGAGGCCAGAGGCUGCCUUCUCAUCUAUCUCCCAACCUACUCACCUGACCUGAACCCAAUCGAAAAGGGAUUUAGUGUUCUCAAGGCAAAUUUGAGACGGUACGGAGAGAUGCUUGGAGGAGCUGAUGAUAGAGAAGAGAUCGAGGCUUUUGCACACAUUGUUUUCACCCCCCAACUUGUUAGAAGUCUUUUCCGAGGGUCAGGAUACCUCGAUUAA
Messenger RNA from Puccinia graminis f. sp. tritici CRL 75-36-700-3, 1083 nucleotides. RefSeq lists its product as uncharacterized. The record is from RefSeq and is a predicted model, not a curated record. Gene Ontology annotation, molecular function: nucleic acid binding. Lineage: Eukaryota; Fungi; Basidiomycota; Pucciniomycetes; Pucciniales; Pucciniaceae. Bases 1 to 1083 code for a protein of 360 amino acids. The transcript is spliced from 6 exons.